This is a messenger RNA of Xenia sp. Carnegie-2017, 6697 nucleotides long. RefSeq names its product integrator complex subunit 1-like. The coding region runs from base 103 to 6606 and encodes 2167 amino acids. Gene Ontology annotation, biological process: U2 snRNA 3'-end processing. The record is from RefSeq and is a predicted model, not a curated record. Gene Ontology annotation, cellular component: integrator complex. Lineage: Eukaryota; Metazoa; Cnidaria; Anthozoa; Malacalcyonacea; Xeniidae. The transcript is spliced from 52 exons.
AAUCACUUCAGUCUAGAGCACGAGAGAUAAAAACAUAAAAAUUAAAAUUAAUUUUUGAAUUCAAAACAUAGAACGAAAAUGUUAUGAUUCUUAAGACGAGGAAUGAAUCGUGGGGAUAAAGGAAAACGUCCCUUCAAAGGAAGAGGUCAUCCACCUCAAGGAGAGUUCAUCGCUCUAGGCUCAAAAGCACCUUCAAAGACCCAAGAGGUACCUGAACUAAAGCAUCUUCCAUCGCUAAAGCCUCUUUCCGGUUCAUCAUUGAAGAAGACAACGACGUCUUUGCCAGAUCGCAAACGAGACUGUCCCAGUCCUCUGCAACCUUUGCGCAUUGCCAAGCAACGCAAGACUUCAUCACCACACUCACCAAAUGUGUCAAUAGAUAUAGAAAGCAGUUUGAAGACUUCAUCGUCAAGUUUACCAGUUCCCAGCAUUCCACCUAUUGAUGUAUCUGCUGAUGAAUUAGAAAGCAAAGUUAUGAAAGCUGACGAGAAUGGAGAUCGAACAAGAGUUGAUGGCUAUUUAACUGGAGGUCUGAAAGUUUUACGAAUGAAUCGAAGCAAACCAGACUUACCGAUGUGCCUCAGUUUGUUCUGUCUUGUCAAACGUAGAUCUCAUUUGUUUCGUUCGCAUCGUAUCACUGAGUUUUUGACGAGUCUGCUGAAGAGGGAUUCUUCUGUGACUUUAAAGGGUGCUCGCCCCAGUCCUGCAGUCCCUAUUAUCGCCUGUAAUAUUUUGCUGUGUGCCUUUCAAGACGAGCAAAAUUGGCCAGAAAGUUUUAUUAAGGUGUACGUUGAAGAUUCGUUAGGUGAUCGUAUUUGGGUGGAAAACGAGCGCUGUCGUUUAUUUGUUGAAAAUCUUCUUACGGCUUUCGAAACAAAACUCCCACCUCGUACUGUCGUUGGACAAACUGCAACCGAGGGAAACAAAGAUUCAACUAAUGAAGAUAAGAUAUCGUCAUCAAUUACAUCGCCAAAGUUCAGUAAGAUUGACGACGAAGAUGUGUUUAUGAACGUUGUGCAAUGUAAGCAAACGAUUCCAUCUGAAGAAGAUAAAGUUUCUUCAAGAUAUGAAUCAGCAAUCGCCAGAGAAAAUGUUCAUUCCUACAUCGUCGAUCUUCUAAAUUAUCAACUAAGUCGUCGACAGUUGGUAGAUCACACGACACGAAAUCUUUUGCGUCUUAUGUCCGCCGCCUGCGGUAUUAGCGACGUGCGGUUGCUUGCUUCACAAAGAUUGGAGACUUGGCUACAAAAUCCUAAGCUCAAUCGCCCUGCCAAUGAACUGUUAAUGUCCGUCGCUCUAAACUGCCAUACGCAUUCUUUGGAUGACAUAGAAGUAAUCAGUAACAUAAUAAAAAUGCGACUGAAGACGAAACAACUGGCAGCACACUAUAUCACGUGUAUCAGAGUGCUUGUAGAACAGCACGAAGAAAAUCUUGGCACGCUGAUCAAACAUGUCAUCUAUAACGAACUUUCACAAACAAGAAAUCCAAACAACAUGUCAAUGUUUGCUGCUCUCUUUCAAUUUGCCCCCGACAAAGCUGCAAAGGAACUUGCGGGUGUUUUUCAAGAACUUUUGACCCAAAGGGAGGAUUAUUUACGUGCCAUUCGUGCACUUUUACGUGAAAUUGUGCGUUCUUUACGUCAUGACUUAAAUUUUGUUGCAUUAUGUCGUGGUCUGAUGACUGAACGAAAUGACGUCAUCUUUCAAGACCUCGCCACUCCUAUUAAGGAAAGAAUGUUUGCUUCCUUGACGGACAUCAUUAGUGCAACAACCCUUCUCAGUAUAACUCCGACUGUUCGCGAUGCCAUUAUGGCUUUUAAGCUUGGGGACACAAGAGACAUUAAAGUUAUUCAAGAGUUCCAGAAAAAUGUCGCAUUGAUACAAGAAGAGGUGACAAGUUGGUUUUAUAAAACUGUUCCUCAUAUGUUUCCCAUCUCGGCUUCUAACUUUUCACAAAGCUUAAGCAAAGUGUUUUUCAUGGAACCGCCAGAAUCGUAUACUGGGAAGGACUCUUGGCCAUCGGAAUCCGAAAGAACUUUCCUGCUAUCGGUCGUCACUAACAUACCUGUCAUGGAUGAUACAUUGACUCGUGUUUCUGUGAUUGGUCUCUCUCCUGAACUGCCUCUCGAUGCUCAAAAAGCGUUAAAGUUUAUCGACAUCUUGGUUCAGCGAGCAGCUGUUGUAAAAAGCGGUAUCAACUCAAUGGAAAUAAAUCGACUGAGAUUUAUUGAUGCUAUACUUGAUCUUUGUGCCUAUCAUCAUCCACCCAACAUACUGCUUCCAUCCGGAUAUGAACCACCUUUAUUGGCUAUUGGCAGUCUAUACUGGACGGCUUGGAUCAUUAUACUGUUGGUUGCUGCCUUUAAUCCUACUAACAUUGGUGAGAUUUUGUGGCAAAGAUAUCCAACUUUAAAAUGCUUGGUGGAAAUGGCGAUGACGAAUAAUUUCGUUUUUCCUCCGCCAACAAUGAUUGAAAAUCAAGAUCAUUUGGAAGAAUUGCAUAGACGAGAAACGCAGAUUGCUGCGGCAGAGAAAGACGAUAUACUUUUGUUUGAAACACAUCUUGCUGCCGCUUCAUCUGGCAAAACAAUAACGGAGGAGUCCAGUUUGCUUCUAAGACAGCUCAUAUCGUUGGCACCUGAAGGUCCCGUGCGAAAACCACCACAGUACAUAUUGGAUCAACUCAAGAGGUUGAAUGCUACUGUCGGCAUUGGGAAAAGAUUUUGUUGCUGCCGUUCUCCGGAUUUUCUUUUGGAAAUCAUUCAACGACAGAGCGCGGCAAAAAGUCGUCCAUGGUUGGCUGAUCUCGUUCUGUCAAGUCAAGAGUCGUUAGAUGUGUUGCCAGUUCAGUGUUUGUGCGAGUUUCUGCUGCAGACGAGAGAAGAUGGUGACUCCGCCGAGGAAAGAAACGAAAAAUAUCAUGAGACUGUGAGACAAGUUAUCAGACGUCUUCAUGAUUUGUUGUUUGGUGAUGAAGCUUGCUCUGCUUCUACUUCAGAAACGUUAGAGUCAUUUAUGUACAGACUUCAUUCUCGAUCAACUAAAGAUAGAAAUUCUGCUGUUAAGGCUUUACGUUUGAUAUUUAUGUUUGGCAAAGAGAAUCACAUCUCCUACAAUGAUCCAUCCUCCUGGCUUUUGGUGUUUGUACCAACAUUGCCGUAUUUUCACUCCGUUCUGAACUCAUUGACGAUCGCUUUACGUAAGGCAUGUACCGAAGAGCUGAAGUUUGAAAGACUCCAAUCCUACAUAAUUUUUCUCUCUCUGUAUUCCUCUGAAGAAUCUAUGCUGGAUGUUUCAAAGGAUCUGGGAGAACUUCUGACGGAUAGAUCAACUGUAUUAAAAAGCAUCCUCCGAAAUGACAUGCCAAAAGGAAUGCAGACCCACGAAUCUCUGUUGAAAAUCUUCAACGCCGUCCUUACAAAAGCACUUGAGACAGUUUCCAGCGAAGUUGUUUGGGAUAAUAUAGAAAAGUCGCUAUUCGUUCGAUGGUCGAAGAACACAAUGCAUAGUGGGAAGGCAACAACCAUUAGCAGUCAUAUCAUUCAAGCCAGUCUUGUGUUACUAACAUUUGGACCCAGUCAAGCAUCCAGUCAAAUGUACUACAAUCUGUUGAACACGUGGUGUCCAGCUGAUGGCAACGUGAAAGCAUUCCUACCAAAUACAGGAGAAGAGGUGGAGUUCAUUCCAGGCUGGUUACGUCUUAAAAUGAUUUGUUCAAAUGUCGAACGACUUGAGGAUGCAGCAAUUUCUAGCAUUGAACCGUCUAAAUUGGUUGAUUUUCUUGCUUCAUAUGGAAUUCCUGUAAGAAGUGCAAGUAAAAUGUUAAAAAGUCUCGAUUCAUUUGUUCAAACUCAUCCUCAUUUAAUUGACGAAGUAAUUGCCGAAAACAAAAGGAUAUCGGAUCUCAUUGUUUUACAUCAGUCCCGUGGUGCUUCAGGUGGUGAAAUUAUACACUCGUUCCUUAACGGCAGCGAGUUGAAGAUCUCCAGCAGGCCUUUCAGAGAAGAGCUCUUGCCGCCUCUACGAUCGUCCCACGUGAUUUUAGAAGAAGACAGCGUGAUUGUUAUAAAGGGUUUAGAUUCUUUGGAAGAAAUUAAGCAUGCUGUUGGAAAGAUAUUUCCUUUUUCCAAGAGCUCUUCGUCUACAGAACAAUCUCAUCUAGCAUUUCUUCUUCAAAAGAAAAUCAGCAACGACGUUUCUCAUGUUCACAAAGGAGUAAACUUUAGCCGAACCGUCUCCGAGAAGCUUAUCAAUGUUUUAAUCAAGAUCCUAAAAUCGUCCGAGUCUGCUGCGUUUUCCAACAUCUUUUUUAACUCACCAAGAUUUGCUCAUCCACUUUUGAGAAUUCUCAUCGCCAGAGAGACUAUCUUAGAAAAACAAGGAGACUACUCUGCAUUUCCAGACUUGGUCGAUUUGCUUUCUAAGCAUUGUAAAGAUGGUCCAAUUUCAUCCCUUAUCACAAAAUAUAUUGUCAAAUCCAGAACAAGACAUCGCCGGAUUGUAAAGCCAGUUUCGCCAAGUGCAAUCCGUUUUGUAUUGAAUAAAGUCGAAUCGGGUGCGUCGCUCACAGAUAGUGAAGUCAAAGAUGCCAUCACUGCUCUGAAAAGUCUAAAGAAUCACGAAAAAAUGCCCGAAGUCAAGGAAUUUAUGCCUGUGCUGACCUAUCUUUUUGCAACAAGAUCCCAUUAUAUCGACGAAUUUCUUCGUGUUUUAAUCGCCCAAAUUAUCCCAAGCAAUCCCAACGAAUCAUUUUCUCAGCAAACAAGUCAAUUCAUCCAAGAUCUUAUUGGCUUAAUACAAAAUCGUAGUAGUAACUCUUCACGGGCCGGAAAUGGCGCUAUCAUGGACUGGUUACCAAUCCUCGAUCCAUCUAUUGUCAAUAUUAGUCCAUUGAAACAGAGAGAAUUGUUAUUUGGUAGUACACUUGGGAUAAAUGGGGAUAAUGAUGCACCACCGCAAGGAAUGCUGUUGUUGGUGUUACUGAUUCACAGUGGUAGUUGGGGACAUUUACAGGAUACGUUGGAUUGGUUGCUGAAUCAGCACGUUGUAGCUUCAAGCGUUAAUCCUACGUCUGUGUUGUGCUUUUUCGAAAGCUGUUUGAUUAUUCCGCAUUUGUGGCAAGGGCGAGAUACGAAAUCGGCGCAGGGUAUUGAGACGAGUUUUUAUGAUGACGUCAUGGAACCUGGAAUCCUUUCCUUAUCAUCGGAACAAAUUCGAUGUCUUGUCGAGUAUAUUUUAAAAGAAGCAGAGUUGUCAAAACAGAAGAUUAAAGAUUGUGCUCAAAGUUCUUCCGAAUUUGAAGAUUUGUUUGAAAGUCGUGUUUCUUUGCUGUUGCGUUGCUGUAAAGGAAAACUACAACAUCUUCGUACCGUUAUUGAAAAAAUACAAUCAAGCAAUUGUUGGUCAAAAGAAAUUCUUAAACAAUUCCUCGUGAAACUUUAUCUGUAUUUACCGGAACUUUCAUCCUGGAUAAAAGACCCAGACUGCCUCGUUGACUUAAAACGUAUUAUUGCAGCAAGUCAUGGAAAGUUCGACGGUCUUUUCCAUCGCAUGAUCUCCAUAUUAAACGAUACAGAGUCUGGUAAAACUUGGGAACAUCGUAUAGAUGGCGUCGUUUUGUUGUGUAAAAAGAUGGCCAUUUGUCAUCCCGCUCAUGUUUUAAGAUAUCUACCUGUGAUAUCAUCAUUAGUACGUGGACGAACCCAUUUGACGUCAAAACAAUUUUAUGGUCAAAAUCAUUUUCUGUUUUUCACACAUAUUUUGGGCCUGUUGGAGAGUCUACGUCCUCACAUAUUUGAUACAGUCAAGUUCAUUGAAGACGGUCUUAACGACGCGUUGGAUUCAUUCUUGGACUUGGUUCUGUCCCAAUGCUUAAAACAGAAAGAACGCGCGAGUUUUGUCACGAAACUCGUUGAAUUCUUACAACAGUAUCUCACCCACAAUCCAUCUGGGUCUUUGAAAUACCUUCAUACUAAAAUGGACGCUCUAAUGGAUUUGUCGCUAGAUUAUCCAGAUCUUCCAUGUCUAAACUCGAUAUUAGCCGUAUUAUCCGUACCGAGGAAUCUAAGCAAUCUCGACUCUAGUACAGAAACCAGCAAUGCGGGAUCAUCUUUACUAGAUGUCGCUCCCAGUCCCUCAUUAAUGAUGCCGCCCUGUAGUACGCCGUGGUCGCCAAGUCAGAUCGAACCGUUUCUUCAAAAGAUUACAUCGAAUCAACCCAUCAGCGAAGUGCUAAAAGUUCUCAAUGAUUUGGACGAGACAUCAAAAAGAAGAGUAGAUAUAUUGCAAUAUUUCUUGACAGAUCUGGUACGCAUUACCAAAGAUUUAAACGAAACUUGCCGAGAUAAAGCACAUUGUCUGAUUGCAAGACAUCUUAAACACAAUCCAAGGGACUCAAAGUUAAUCAAAGAUGGGUUAGUGGAGUGCUUGUGUUCUUCAGAUCCUGGAAUUGUAACUAGUGCAGCAAAAGUUUUACCCGAGAUUUGCAUUUUAGCCGCAGAAUACUGUGAAGAGAUUUUCGAGAAAGUGUUUAUGUUUUCAACAAAGAAACUUGCCAAAGUUGGAUUGAGUGUCACGAAAACAUUUCAAAUGUUCAAUUUUGAUUAAUUUGCUGUUUAUGUAGAAUAAAUAAAGAAAAACAAAGCAAAACCAUGAUGUGCAUCUUUUUGCCUAAAGAUAAAAUAAACAACCAAACCUA